CUCAACAUUCAUCUGAAAGCUAGAAAGGUUCAGAGAGAGAGAGAGAGAGAGAGACAUCAAGACAUCAAAGAGGCAGAUCGAAAUGGAGAAUUUCCCUGUUUUUAACAUGGAGCAACUCAACGGUGAAGAGAGACAAGCAACCAUGGAGAAGAUGAACGAUGCUUGUGAGAAUUGGGGUUUCUUUGAGUUGGUGAACCAUGGGAUAUCCCAUGAGCUGAUGGACAAGGUAGAGAAGCUCACAAAGGAGCACUACAGAAAGUGCAUGGAGCAAAGGUUCAAGGAAAUGGUGGCAAGCAAAGGCCUCGAAUCUGUCAACUCUGAAAUAGAAGAUUUGGACUGGGAAAGCACCUUCUUCUUGCGCCACCUCCCCUUCUCCAACAUUUCCCAAAUCCCCGAUCUCGACGAAGAUUACAGGGAGGCCAUGAAGGAAUUUGCAGUGGAACUAGAGAAACUGGCUGAGCAACUGUUGGACUUGCUGUGUGAGAAUCUGGGGCUGGAUAAGGGUUACCUGAAGAAGGCUUUCUAUGGAUCCGAGGGACCAAAUUUUGGGACCAAGGUGAGCAACUACCCUCCAUGCCCCAAACCGGACCUGAUCAAGGGACUCCGGGCCCACACCGACGCCGGUGGCAUCAUCCUACUAUUCCAAGAUGACAAGGUCAGCGGCCUCCAGCUCCUCAAGGAUGGCCAAUGGAUUGAUGUGCCCCCAAUGCACCACUCCAUUGUCAUCAACUUAGGUGACCAACUUGAGGUGAUCACUAAUGGCAAGUACAAGAGUGUGAUGCACCGUGUGAUAGCGCAACCUGAUGGAAACAGAAUGUCGAUAGCCUCGUUCUACAACCCAGGCAAUGAUGCUUUUAUCUCUCCAGCACCAGCAAUGCUUGAAAAACAAACUGAGGAAUGCCCAACUUAUCCAAAAUUUGUGUUUGAUGACUACAUGAAGCUCUAUUCAGGCCUCAAAUUCCAAGCCAAGGAGCCGAGGUUUGAAGCUAUGAAGGCUAUGGAAUCAAUUGCAACUGUUUGAGCCCUGAAAUCAGUCGAUUGACUUUGUAUGUCGGUCUGUGUGUAGUUACUAUUGUAAUAAGGUUGUUAAGGGCAGUUAAUUUCGUUUUUAUCUACCUGAAUUUCCUCCUUGUCUGGUGGGAAUUUAGAGCAUAAAUUAAUAGAGCUAUAAGCUAGUUUGGGACUUUCUGGUAAAUAACAUCAAUAUCAAUGUUUUUGAUGUACUGUCAUAGAAAAAAUAUGGAAUGAAUACAAAUAAUUAUCAAAAUGCCAAAAAUUUCAGGGA
Messenger RNA from Rosa chinensis, 1285 nucleotides. Its product is annotated as 1-aminocyclopropane-1-carboxylate oxidase 1. The coding region runs from base 83 to 1021 and encodes 312 amino acids. The record is from RefSeq and is a predicted model, not a curated record. Lineage: Eukaryota; Viridiplantae; Streptophyta; Magnoliopsida; Rosales; Rosaceae. The transcript has 4 exons.